CACGACAUUCUGAACCGAAAAAACUGAAAAGAACGGUGUAUUCAAAACGCCAAGCUGACGAAGCGAAAGCGAGAAGCGGAAACACCAAAUAUGGGUGUUGAUUACUACGACAUCCUUCAGGUCGAUAGGGAUGCUAAGGAAGAGGACCUGAGGAAAGCGUACAAGAGACUCGCCAUGAAAUGGCACCCCGACAAAAAUCUCACGAAGAAGGAAGAGUCUGAAGCAAUGUUUAAACAAGUAUCUGAAGCGUAUGAGGUUUUAAGUGAUCCCCAGAAAAGGGCACGUUUUGAUAAUACUCUAAAACCUCGGGUGGAACCUGCUGCUGAUGCUGGUGCAUCUGGUGAUGGUGGACCCACCCGAUACCAGAACCCGCUCCCCAAAGCACCUCCAGUGGAGCGCAAGUUGCCUUGUACUCUGGAGGAAUUGUAUUAGGGAACCACCA
This is a messenger RNA of Vigna umbellata (rice bean), 442 nucleotides long. The record is from RefSeq and is a predicted model, not a curated record. Lineage: Eukaryota; Viridiplantae; Streptophyta; Magnoliopsida; Fabales; Fabaceae.